CCCGCCGCAGAAAGCCGCACGUUCCGCGCGUUUGAACGGUGGAUGCGCGAUGACGCCAAGAUCCAAUGGUCAGGAAAGCUCGCCUUCCUCCUCACCUGCCCUCCCCCUCCCUCUGCCCCCUUCCGCCAAGCCGCACGCGCGCGUCCUCCCCGCGCCUCUCGUUCCGCCUCCGCCGCUUCCUCCGCCUUCCCCCCGCCUGGUCCGCUUCCCGUGGGGGUGUUUGCGCGCGCGCCCCUCCCCCUGGGCGCGUCAGUUGCGACCAUUCCCAAGUCUGCCUGCCUCACUCCGCGCACCUCCCUGCUUGCGCCUUACCUCUCCGCCUCCCCAUUCUUCCAAGCAGGGGGGGAGGCAGAGGGGGAAGCGGACAGGUCAGAGGAGGAAGAAGAGGGGGAAGGGGGGAAGGAAGAGGAGGGGGAGAGGGAGGAGGAAGUGGAAGGGGAGGAAGCGGAAGGAGAGCACAACGUACUGUUUGAAAAGGCACUAGGGGCGAAAUCGCGAUGGGCGGCGUAUUUUGGACAGAUGCCGGAGAGAGAGGACGUGCCUGUGUUGUGGGGAAAGCAGGAAGCGAAGGAGCUCUUAAAGGGUACAGAAAUCGAGCAGGCCGUCCCCGGCGACCUUGCAGUCAUGCGUGCGGAAUGGAGGCGCCACAUCCGCCCCUUCCUCCUCUCCCUGCCCCCACACGUGCUCCAGCUGCUCCCCGGUAGCCAAUUCUCGCCUGGAACCAUGUCUCGGGACACUCCAGAGCCACACGAUCAGCAGCUGCACCGCCAGCUGUCGUUCGACCAAUACCUGGCCGCCAAGUCGCUCAUCUCGUCGCGUGCGUUUGCCAUCGACAGCUGGCACGGCCAUGGCAUGGUGCCGCUGGCGGACCUGUUCAAUCACCGCACUGCAAGUGAGUCGGUGCACUUCACAAUCAACGACGAAGAAAGUGAUCAAGAGGAGAGUGAUGCAGAUGGUGAGGAGAGCAAGAAGGAGGGUGAGAAGGACAGUGGGAAAGUGAAGGAGGAUGGAGGAGACGAAGGGGAGAUCGAAGUGAGUGGGAAUGAAGCAAAGGUGGAGAAGCCGGAGAGUGCAGGUGAGGAGGGAAUAGAGGAGAACACUACCGAGCACCUAGAGAUGAUAAUGGUGAGGAAUGAGGGGCCGGGAGACGAGGUUUUCAACACCUACGGCCAGCUCAGCACCGCCGCUCUUCUGCUUCGGUACGGCUUCACCGAGCCUCUCAGCUUCGGCGGUGCCAAACCUAAGGGUGGCACAGAGGAGCUGCCAGUCAGGCUCGGCAAGGCCGAACCCGAUUGUGGUGAAGGCUCGGAGGUGGAGUGUAUUUGCUGUCUACAGUACAACCCGUUUGAUCUGGUUAAUGUGGACUUGAGCGUGAUUAUUAAGGGACUCCGUGUCGACCAAUCACGAGCCGGCAAGAAAGGAGGAAAAACAUUUCUGGGAAGGAGGAUCACCCGACGAGGGCAGGAGUCCAGUCAAUCAAGCUGCACAAAUUUCCGGGCGGCGAACACUGCUCAUUCCAACUGCCUUCCCCCUUGCUCCUCCCGUAGUUUGCGGUGGGCUGUGAAGCUGCUCGAGAGGGCAGGGUGCCCCCCUUUGGAGUCACAAGGGGAGAGGUACUUCGAAAUAUCUGCUGACGGGCGGCCGCAGCUGGAGCUGCUGCUGCUGCUGCGACUGGUGGGGCUGGAUGACGUGGCAGCUGCCAGAGUGGACGCCAGCGUGGCAGAGAGGGAGGCUGACGUGGACUGGGGUGGAUUGAGGGCUGCUGAGCUCGCACGGGUGGUGGGGGAUGUUGAGGGGGAGAGGGAGCGAGGGGGUGACGAAAGGUGGGAGGAGGAAGAGGAGGAAAGGAAAGGAGGAAAGGGGGAGGGUGGUAAUGGUACAGCUGCGGGGAGGAAGAGGAGGAAUGAGGUCGAGGAGAGGACUGGGGGAGGGAAGAGGAGGAUGAAUGGUGGAGGGAAGGUGGGGAGGGGUGAGGCACGGUGGGGUGUGGAACAGGUGAGGCGGGGCAGGAGAUUGAGGGGGAGAGGAAAGGAGAGAGGGGAGGAGAUAGGGGAGGAGCGAGGGGAGGAUAUGGGUGGCAGUGGCGAGGAGGGGGGUGAGAAGGGAGGCAGUGAGGGAGAGGAGGAGAAUGAAAAAGGGGAGAAUGAGAGGGAGGAUGAAGAGGAGGAUGGGGAGGAGGAUGAGGAGGAGGGCAGGGAGGAGGAGGUGGCAGCGACCCGCCGACUUCUAGAGCUACCGACCAUUCGAGCCCUGCUCGACCGCGUCCUGCAUGCUCGCGAUCGCAUGUACGGGGGGCCACCGCACCCCACCUGGUUACCAGCUACGACCUGUGCUCGCAUGUACGGGGGGGCAGAGCUGGGUGGGGGUGUGACUAAAAGAAUUGUGACAAAAAGUGCGUUGACUAAAGGCCGUGGGACACUAGGGGGGGUGGCGAGAAGGGAUGUGGCGAGGACUGGCUUGUGGACCGUUGUGGAUGAUGUGGUGGCAGCACGGGGGAUGGAGAGGGAGGAGAGGGCGACGGGGGGGUGGUGGGGGGAGAGGGAGCAGCAGAGGGGGCAGCAGGAGAGGCAGGGAGAGAGGAAGGAGCAGCAGCAGGAGAGGCAGAGAGAGUGGCACCGAUUGUUGCAUGCAAUGCGGUUGAGAGUGGCCGAGAAGGGUGUGCUGGCGCGGUGCAGAGGGGUGUGGCUGGGUGAGAGGUGCUUGUGUGGGAGGGCGUGGAGGGUUGAUGGAACAUGAGGGUUGAAUGUACAUGAUAUACACUUGAGUAUCUCAAUUGGGGCACUAUUCAUUGGGGGUGUUGGAAAUACCUCAAGGACUUAGCGUUUCUGAAGUGUAACACCACACUCGAGGAAGGUCGUAACGGGUACGCGAGUCAACGGAGGUUACACGAGGGGAUGGACAAACAAAGGACUCGAAGGGUCGCAACUGGAGGUUGCGACUGACAGUUACAACUGCAAAGAUGGUAACCGAAGCGACAAUCGAGUCGCUGUGCGACUCGAUAACCGCUCUUUCAACUGUAUUCUACAAAUUCUUUACUUUCCUACUUUCUAUAUAUUGCUGUAUGCUUGUUCUUUUA
Molecule: messenger RNA, 3076 nt
Organism: Closterium sp. NIES-67
Lineage: Eukaryota; Viridiplantae; Streptophyta; Zygnematophyceae; Desmidiales; Closteriaceae
Source: the annotation of a GenBank genome assembly